Ceratina calcarata is the source of this 602-nucleotide messenger RNA. RefSeq lists its product as uncharacterized. The record is from RefSeq and is a predicted model, not a curated record. NCBI's taxonomy places the organism in Eukaryota, Metazoa, Arthropoda, Insecta, Hymenoptera, Apidae. The coding region runs from base 96 to 347 and encodes 83 amino acids. The transcript is spliced from 2 exons.
AAUAGACUUUUGUAUAAAAGGACCGUCGACCAGUGCAUCCAGCAUAAGCUUAGUUACUUGCAAGAAGUAAACCAGCAACCCACAACCCAAUCAACAUGUUCAAGUUGGCUGUUCUCUGCGCCAUCCUGGCCGUCGCCGUCGCCGCUCCCGGUGGUCUCACCGGCAUCGUUCUCGACCAUGGAGUCGGCCCAAUCACCGCUCCGUUGGUGGUUGCCCACGCUGCCCCAGCUCCAGCUCACGUGAUCGCUCAACCCGUUGCACCCGCCAUUCACAGCGCUCCCAUCGUCACCAAAACCUACCUGACGCAUGCCGCCCUCCCCGUCCUCUCCGCGCAUGGUUUGCAUUAAACGACAGCUGACUUUAUCCUUUACUACCCGCGUCACGACGAGACCAACCCCCUCCCCCCUUAGAAAACACGCAUACACAAAGACACAUCCUCCCCUCUAAUUCGUUCCCACGAAAAAAAAAGCGGUAUAAGAAUGACGAAAUUGAAGAAAAACGAAGGAAAGGAAAGACCAUAGCUCGAGGAUGGAACGGAAAGCACAGCCAGGAUCGAUGGAGACAAGAGAUGGUCAUUCACUCGUGGCCGACUCCAGGUACGG